GGGACAACUCUUUCUGUUCUAAAUAAGGCUCUCCGAGGGGCAGCGAGCAACUCUUCGCCUCUGCAGGGCUUCAAUACUCCUGUAGUCCGUGUCGGGAUCGUCACAGAGGGACACACUCAGAGAGAGAAGGGGACAUAGAGGGAGCAUUUCUGCGUUAAAAAAAAACAAAACAAAACAAAAGCUGAGCGCCAGUUACGCCACGAGUCCACGCGCGGUACGGAUGGUACAAGUUUUGACGCCCAUCGCCAAGUCUUCUGAUUCCACGCACCGAGUUUGGACCCAGUGAACGCUGUGAGACUCCACGGGUUCAUGUACUGGAAAAAUGAAGUUUUGUCCCCUCUUUCAGAGGGAAACAAUAUUCUGUCCGAAGGAAUUCCCGCGAAGAAGGUGAUCUCCACCGAGCAUCAGAGUGCGCCGGGAGCCUCGCGCCGCAGUGUGGACUCCAAACACGCUCCAAUGUCUCACUCGGACGGAGAAUCCCAGCGGUCCAACAUGGAGCCGGAGGACACCCGCUCGUCCCCCAGCACUCCGUCCACCCCCUCCGUGUGCUCGCCGAUCUCCACCAGCAGCUCGGUGCCGUCCACCGGGAAGAACGUGUGCGCCAGCUGCGGUCAGGAGAUCGUGGACAGAUACCUGCUGAAGGUGAACAACCUGAUCUGGCACCUGCGCUGUCUGGAGUGUUCCGUCUGCAGGACGUCGCUACGUCAGCACAGCAGCUGCUACAUCAAAAACAAAGAGAUCUUCUGUAAAAUGGAUUAUUUCAGUAGGUUCGGUACUAAGUGUGCCCGCUGUGGGCGGCAGAUAUACGCCAGCGACUGGGUGCGCCGCGCGAGGGGGAACGCAUACCACUUGGCGUGCUUUGCGUGCUACUCGUGCAAGAGGCAGUUGUCCACGGGAGAGGAGUUUGGCUUGGUGGAGGACAAGGUCCUGUGUAGGAUCCACUACGACACCAUGGUGGAGAACCUGAAACGAGCAGCUGAGAGUGGUAACGGUAUCACGUUAGAAGGAGCAGUUCCAACGGAACAGGACAGUCAGCCCAAGCCGUCCAAAAGGGCACGGACAUCGUUCACUGCAGAACAGCUACAGAUCAUGCAAGCUCAGUUCGCCCAAGAUAACAACCCGGAUGCCCAGACGCUACAGAAACUAGCCGACAUGACAGGCCUCAGCAGGAGAGUUAUACAGGUGUGGUUUCAAAACUGCAGAGCAAGACACAAAAAGCACACGCCUCAGCACAGUGGGGCUCCCCCAGGUCACCCCCAGUCCAGGAUACCCUCGUCGCUGCCUGAUGAGCUGCAUUACUCCCCCUUCGGAAGUCCCGAGCGCGCGCGCAUGGUGGCCCUUCACGGGUAUAUCGACAGUCAUCCCUUCUCCAUGCUGACCUCUCAGAGUCUCCCUCACCAGGCCAUGUCGCUGCCCCAGCUUCCCCUGAGCCGCUAGCGCUCCGCCACUACGACCCCACGUGACCCCGCGUAACCCCGCGUGACCCCCUCAGACCUCCGGAUCCUCGCCUUUCAUCUUCGUCACUGACGCCUGCCAACAUGACCCGGAGGUCCUAGUCCCAUUGGAGAAAAUGACGCAUCUUACAGGAAACCUGCCAAGGAAAGAGCAAUGGAAGAAUGAGGAAAGACUAAGAUACAUUCGUCAUUCUGUUAUUUUUCUUCCUGAGGACAGGAAUAUCCCUGGCUGCAUUUUACACCACGUAAAGGACCCAUUUGGCUUCAUAUGUACAGCUUUGUCCACUCCACCGAUCCAUCAUCACCUUGACAGAGGAAGUUUGAAGAGGGUGAAACUGACGGCAACAGGGGGGGAAGCCCUCACGAGUGAACAUAAGCAAAGGGGGGGGCUGUCAUAUUGGCUGAAAGGCCCGUCGUACGCUGUCGGCCACGUUAGAGGUAAGACUCCUCACUUCUCUCUCAGCAACCAUGAAGGACACAUGUGUGUAAAUGAAAUAUGUUGACCGUUGAAACAUUUUCUUUUGGAUUGACAAAGUGACUAUACGGCCUCUGAAAGACAAAAACGUACUUGUUUUAUUCUAGGUCAAAACUUUCACUGAAAUGUGGUGCAGAUUUGAUUUUGUUUAAAGAAGAAUAUUUUGUGCCUUAUCGUUUCAAUUAUUAAUUACUUUACAACACUAAACCAGUGCAUUUUUCAGCUGUAAUUUGUCUCUAAACAAAGAUUUGAGUGUUUUUAGUUAAAUACAAUGUAGAAGAAAUUAUGAAGAUUUUAAAUCUGCCGUUGGUAAAAAAUCAGCAUCUUGACUGUUAUUCACAAAGGAAAAAUACAACGCACAAUUUCUGUAGUUGUGUAUCAUCAUCUGAAUUAUUGCUGUAACAUUUAAAACAAACCAAUACAGGCAAUUAUAUGACACAAAGGGAAGUCUUAGAUGAGCAUAUUAGUCAAACUACAAAAUCUGUUACCAGUUACAUAUUUCCAAACAAUUGUAUUGUCAUUAAUUUAUCAUUUCUAAUGUUGCUUGUUCGCCCUGUGUGUGUGUCCCUUUCGCACAAAGAGAGGAAUGGAGUGUUGAUGUCUUGGUACAAUAUGGACAAAAUGAAACAGACUGGGAUUGUACAUAGAAAGAUGUGUGUGUGUGUGUGCGUGUGUGUGUGUGUGUGAGAGUGUGUGUGUUUGUGUGUGUGUGUGUGCGCAUGUGUGUGGCAGGGGUAUAAAGUGUGCAUCUGUAUUUUAGUGCCAUGGCCAUUGUGUGAAGAACAGGAUCAAACAAGACCUCAAUGUCCUUGUAUUUAUUGAGAUGUUAUUUCCCUGUAAAGCACUUUUUUCCCUUUGAAAUUGUUUUGUUUUGUUAAAAAACAUGAAAUGAAAUUCAACAAAAAAGUUUAUUUGAUAGACUGUGCAUCAUAAAUGUUUUGUGUAAUAAAAUGCAAUAAAAUAGAAUGUGAUAUUUCUGUGGUUUUGAAU
Molecule: messenger RNA, 2919 nt
Organism: Pungitius pungitius (ninespine stickleback)
Lineage: Eukaryota; Metazoa; Chordata; Actinopteri; Perciformes; Gasterosteidae
Gene: lhx6a
Product: LIM homeobox 6a
Exons: 9
Coding region: 310-1437 (375 amino acids)
Biological process (GO): neuron differentiation; regulation of transcription by RNA polymerase II; forebrain neuron development
Cellular component (GO): nucleus
Molecular function (GO): DNA-binding transcription factor activity, RNA polymerase II-specific; RNA polymerase II transcription regulatory region sequence-specific DNA binding
Source: RefSeq, a predicted model, not a curated record